Dioscorea cayenensis subsp. rotundata (Guinea yam) is the source of this 381-nucleotide messenger RNA. RefSeq names its product stearoyl-[acyl-carrier-protein] 9-desaturase, chloroplastic-like. The transcript is spliced from 2 exons. NCBI's taxonomy places the organism in Eukaryota, Viridiplantae, Streptophyta, Magnoliopsida, Dioscoreales, Dioscoreaceae. The record is from RefSeq and is a predicted model, not a curated record. Bases 1 to 381 code for a protein of 126 amino acids. Gene Ontology annotation, cellular component: chloroplast stroma. Gene Ontology annotation, molecular function: stearoyl-[ACP] desaturase activity. Gene Ontology annotation, biological process: fatty acid metabolic process.
AUGAGGCUUGCUAAAGUUCAUGGAGAUGUAACAUUUGUCAAGAUAUGUGAAACCAUUGCUGCAUAUGAGAAAAGCCAUGAGAUGGCUUACACAAAGGUUGUUGAGAAGCUAUUUGAUGUUAAUUCAGACGUGACGAUGGUGUUAUUGGUGGAAAUAAUGACUAAGAGGAUAGUCAUACCUGCUGUGUUGUUGUUUGAUGGGCAAGAUGAGAAGCUUUUUUCGCAUUACUCCGUCGUUGCAGAGAGGAUUGGUGUUUAUACUAGUAAGGAGUUUUUUGUGUUAAGGUUUAUAGCUGGUUUACCAGAGACUGGAUCUUCAGUCGUUGGUGUUCAUCUUUGUAAUGGGUUGAGGGUGAAAGAUGAGGAAGAAGAAAGACUCUAA